This is a messenger RNA of Ochotona curzoniae (black-lipped pika), 914 nucleotides long. RefSeq names its product myosin light chain 3 (gene MYL3). The record is from RefSeq and is a predicted model, not a curated record. Gene Ontology annotation, cellular component: myosin II complex. Bases 34 to 669 code for a protein of 211 amino acids. Gene Ontology annotation, molecular function: calcium ion binding. Lineage: Eukaryota; Metazoa; Chordata; Mammalia; Lagomorpha; Ochotonidae. The transcript is spliced from 6 exons.
UCUCUCAGUGUCCUCUGCCUGCUUGUGGUUCCCAUGGCCCCCAAAAAGCCAGACCCCAAGAAGGACGAAGCCAAGGCCGCUCCGAAGGCAGCGGCUCCGGCUCCGGCUCCCGCUCCUGCUCCAGAGCCCGAGCGCCCCAAGGAGGCCGAGUUUGAUGCUUCUAAGAUCAAGAUCGAGUUCACGCCGGAGCAGAUUGAAGAGUUCAAGGAAGCCUUCAUGCUGUUCGACCGCACACCCAAGGGUGAGAUGAAGAUCACCUAUGGGCAGUGUGGGGACGUCCUGCGGGCACUGGGCCAGAACCCCACACAAGCUGAGGUGCAGCGGGUCCUGGGGAAGCCCAAGCAAGAAGAGCUCAACACGAAGCUGAUGGACUUCGAUACGUUCCUGCCCAUGCUCCAGCACAUUGCCAAGAACAGGGACACGGGCACCUAUGAGGACUUCGUGGAGGGGCUGCGCGUCUUCGACAAGGAAGGCAACGGCACAGUCAUGGGUGCAGAGCUCCGCCAUGUGCUGGCCACUCUGGGUGAGAGGCUGACAGAGGACGAAGUGGAGAAGCUGAUGGCGGGCCAAGAGGACUCCAAUGGUUGCAUCAACUACGAAGCCAGACCUACUGCAUCACCUCCCCCACCACCCCUACCUCCAGCUCCACGGACUGGAUGGGCCCAGUGACCUGUAGCUGCUUUUGCCCGCAGGGAGCCCAGGAGGCCUCGCAGGGGACAGUUCAACUUCAUGCAUGCUGCUGACACCAGAAGGCAGGGGAAGGAGCCGGGGAGAGAAAGCGCCGGGAUCCCUGUGCAAGCCUUCAGCCCUCCAACGCUGCACCAAGGUUAUCUCUGGCCCUGUGGGGUCAGGCUUAGCUGGGACUAUAACCCUGUCUCUGCCGCGAGGCUCAUAAAUAAAUGGCUUCCUUCUUU